This is a messenger RNA of Schistosoma haematobium, 5209 nucleotides long. RefSeq lists its product as uncharacterized. The record is from RefSeq and is a predicted model, not a curated record. The transcript is spliced from 2 exons. Bases 2542 to 3141 code for a protein of 199 amino acids. NCBI's taxonomy places the organism in Eukaryota, Metazoa, Platyhelminthes, Trematoda, Strigeidida, Schistosomatidae.
CACCAAGGUCAUUCAUGGUUAACGCUUGUGGUGAGUGGGUAUUUUCAUCCUCGAAACCGUAGUCAUGUUUCUGUUUACAACACACAAGACAUGACUUUAUGUUCUUUCUUUCGUCGCUCGAUCCAUUUAACAAUACUUGGUGGAUUGUUGACUUAUAUAUGUCGAUGAAUAUUAGUCGAAAGUAAUACUGCCGCUUAGAUCUAAUACUAAAUCUAAUCUGCAGCGUUUUUGAAUAGUAACUAAUCCAUUCUCUAGACAAAAGAAAUUCCAUAUAUUAUUUGAACCAGUCCAUAUACCUUCAUAGCACUUAAAUCUGCUGCAGGAUUGAAAAUGUUUGUAUUAUGUACAUUAUAUGUUUCGCUCCUUUAAAAACUCACCGAGUUGAUUUUUAUCAUGACUUCUACAGCUUCGUUAUUUGAAAGUGUUUUUUAGUCCAUAUCCAUGUCGUCUCAGAAUACAACCAAACUAUAAAGGUCCCCUAUUAAUCAUUAUUUAUUUGAACACAUAAAUAUUGGUACAAGGAGGAACCAGAUACAUAUGCACCAAACAAAUUUCGUUUGAUAUGUGUGAGGGCUGUGGUACUACCCGGGUGCCCAAACCAAAGCAGGUGGUUUUUUAGGGGGGGGCACACUCGGAGCCUUCGACCUGAAGGUCUGAUCUACAAGGCAGUGAAGCAUCGUAAGGAUAUGCAGUCCUAUGGUGGCCCGUGACCAACAAUUGGUUCAUACGGCAUUUGUUCUCUCAGGGUACUGGAGCCCAUGUACACCAUUGGUUUGGAAUCAAAGAUUUUCAACUCCUCUAGGUGGGAUCUCCGUGUCCACCAACCCAGUUGAAUUACCGGACAUUCGCUUUUCAUCCUCUCAAUUUCGUAAACAACACCCCGUCACGAGGAGGCAGUGAGUAGGACUUCACUGGCAGUGGACGUAUGCGCAUGGCCAUGUGGGCGUUUGGAGAGGGAGAGCGGACUCUCCCCACUCUCAGCCGUACCAGGGCAUGUGGGGACAUGAGGUUCCCGGACAAAGUGUGAUCCUCAUUUUACAGACAUGUGCUUAAAUUUCUGAUGAAACUCCUUGGUUCUUUAAAAUUCUCCUUUGUAGAUACUAGUGAGUUUGGCGUGGAUAAAAUCCUCAUAGAAAUCGUCAUUCUUAACAUUUCAUGCAUUAGAGAGGUCUUUUUGGAGUACUUUUAAAGGUCAUUAUUUGAAACAAGCCAGAACACCAUAUAUAGUGACUAAUUUUUUAGGAGAUACAUGAAAUAAAACGGGUUGUCCUAUAGGACAGUCGAAUUCUUACCUCAGUCAAGAUCUAUGUUAAGUCCUUUUUUAUUCCACCAGGCCUGCCUGUGGAUUUAAAAUUUAGUUACUUUUUGGUAACUGGUGGAGGACAGUAUUAAUAAAUUAACGACAACGAGGUCAAUGCUAUGACUAUCGUCCCGAAGAUCUCUGGGUUUCAGUUUUUCGUUGUCACCUCUUGAAUUAUUCUCGACUAGCAUUGAGUUCAGAACUGUUUUUAUCACUCCCGAACUUUAUACUGGCUGGCUGAAAUCAACUUACUGACCACACUUAGUUCUUAAAGGAUUUAGGAAGCACUAUAUAUUCAUGCUACAAGAAAUUUAAGUCAUCGUUAAUAAAGUUUAUCAUCCUACUUAGAAAGCUAUAACAUUAGCUCAAACACAGUUUAGGUCGUGGUUUCAGGGAAUCGGUAAUCUUCAAUAAUCGUUGCUGUCAGGAAAAGAGGUGAAGUGAAAGAUCAAUGGUUUCUAAAAAAGAAAAAGAAGGGAAACAGAAAAAGUUUGUUGGGGAACGAGGCCAGCUCCUCCUUGUGGGUGUGAGAAACCUCAAGCAUACUGUGUUUAAAAUUUGAUGGAAUUUCAAACGUGUGAAAUAGUAUUAGUUGUGGGAUUAUAGCUAUAAUUCAAUCUGUCAGCUAAAUAACUACUAUGAAUUUAAGCACUUACUAUAAAAAGUCUUGAUAUUCCAAGUAUGAGUUAGUGAUUUUGAUUUGUAAUAAUUAAAAAUAAUCACAUGUCUAAAAUAACAUCUAGCUAAACUUUCUUGCUUUUAAAUCGCUGAAAAUGGGACUCUUCAUAAACUCAGCAAUAGCAAUACAACUAUAUUAUAAUUAAGUGUAAACCAUUAUUUAGCAUAACAUCAUUGUGCAAACUCCAUAGUAUUGUUUAUAAAGUCCUCACGAAAAUGUUGCAUGUUAUGAUAGGAUAAAACUGUUUGGUGAAAAUCUAUUCAUCAUUAGACGCUUUUGUAUUCAUUUUGAAGUUUACCAAUUGUUCAGUACAAAAAGUAGACUUUAUUUAUUUAUUUAUUACAUUCUUGUUAGUUGUUUGUUGAGUGCUUUCCACUCCAUCGGUUUAUAGCCUGAAAUACACAUAUCUUCGUAGAUCCAAAAUACGUGCGAACACUUCAAAUUUAAUAGAUACAUUUUCCUGCAAAGUACAAAAUAUUAUGUCAUACUUGUUUGAUCGAUCAUAUGCUUAUGAUAAUUAUUCUUUUCCAAAUUAAAGCAUACCUUCUUAUUGAAUAACUCAAUGAAUCCUAAUUAUCCUAACGGUCCCAUAGGAUAUGGAUGGGGAUUUGGUCAAAAUGCUACUACUACUUCACUGUGGGAACAACCGCAAAUUGGAUUCUGCUUCGAUUCACCAAAUCCUCAAAUUCCUGAAGCUUGUCCACCUCCCAUUCAAAACCCCGGAGUUAUUGGCUUCGCUUAUGAUCAAGCGGUAGCAAAUCCACCUUUAGUGUCCCCAGUAUCUUCCGGUCGUUCACAAUCCAACUCAUCUACAGAUAGAACCUUUAAUGUUACAUCACCGAGACUAAAUGUCCCCCCAUCCAUCGAAGCCAUGCGACCUAAAUCAUACAUUAAUUAUUCGGAUGAAUCGUUUGCACCAUCUGCUCCUCCUGAAUCCAUUUCUCCUCAUAGUGAAUCAGUGAAAUUUAUUACAAUCACUAGAAAGGAUUCAAAAAAAUCCGACACAACAUCUAAAACUAUAACCAAUACUAAUGAUCAACACAAUCAACGACGUGAUAGUUAUCAAGAUUCAUUAAAAGAUAUGGCUGCUCUUAUGACUGAUGUUGAAUUAACCGAUGAUAUGAUCAAUGGUAUGCGUAAACGUUUUGAUUUACAUAAUUGAUUAUAAUGAAAUCUUUCUUUUUUUGGAUCCCAUAUUGAUUUGUUUUUAAUGUUAUUCUAUAUUUCCUAUCAAAUGACCUGAAAAAAACAAACAAAAUACUCCUAUCAACAAUGUAGAUUACUUUUUGUUUAUAAGAGAAAAGUCAUCAUUUGUUUUUUGCUUCAUUCUUGUUUUACUAAUGCUGUCACACUAAUUAUUGUCGUUUAAUCCACAUGAUAGAGUUGCUUUCUUCCCUCCCCCCUCGCUUAUGGAUUAACUUUAUUUAUUUAUUUAUUUUGUUACUUUGUUUACUGUGAUUAUUGAUUGUUUAUCAUAAUUUACUAACAGUGAAAUCAAUUGUCAUGUAUUUGUUGUUGUUGCCUGUAAAAUAAAAUAGACUGGUAUUUCAGCUUGAUUCCCAACUUUCGUCUGUCUUAUCUGUUUCUAUGUCUUAGAUUUUUCUAGAAGGGUGUGGAGGCCUAUAUAAACCAUUGAUCUGUUUCCGAUUCAAGUUUGUUGGGCUUGCCUAUCGUGAUAAAGCAAUCGAACUAUAGUGGCUAGAAAAAUCGUUCCUCAAGGUCCUACCAUGCCAGACAGGUCGAUUGAAGUGCGGUAAGACUAAAAGCAACAAACUCAAGGUCUGGGGGUGAAGUUGUACCGCUAACUGUACAGAGGUGUGGCGGUAGUAAGGUGUUUCCCUCAGACAACCAGCAUAACAGCGAUACUGCCUUCCCACAAGGAGGGGUGGGGUUAGAAAAGGUCGAUCUUAAAGUUAGGAGCGGCCAAACCAAAACGUGGUAUCAUUAACUUUUAGUCUGAGCCAUUCUGUUAGAUUGAAGACUACUUCGUUGGGGUCCAUGUGACUAUCAAAACCAAUGGUUUGCAACUCUGAAUGACAUAUCACAGAAUCGAUCACAAUGGCGUAGGUGUAUAUACUCUUUGUCUCCCCUUAAACCAUGAGAUUAAAAUCGCUUCAUAUCUUUCUUUCUACGAACUAACUCUUUCUUCCUGCACUAUAUCUUUAUAUGCAAUCUUUCUUUUAUAUAUUACCACCAUCGAAUUAACUACUUGUAUGAAUUUGGUGUUCAUCUUGCUGUGCUAAUGAGGUAUGGCAACUUGGACCGAUGCAUAUAUGUGCCUGGUUCUACGUUGUAGCUGAUUGACUGUAAGUAACAAUUAGUUUACUCAAAUUCGAUUGUUUCACAAGCCUAAAGUUUCGAUUAAAGGUAAAAGAGAGAGAGAGAGUUCGUCAGUAGCAGCAGCAGUGAAGUUUCACUCUGAAACAUAUUAUGAAUAAAAUAAGAACAAAGAUUCGAGCGAAAUAACAUGAAUUCAUGUUAUUUCAUUCGCUUCUCAUCAACUACUUACAACAAUGUAACAUUAAAAAAUGAUAAACACAUCAUGAAUUGAAAUUAUUUACAUGAAAGAGUGUAGUUAGAAGUUACUAAUUAUAGACACAUCAGUAGUAUAGUAUAGUAAGGAUGCCAAUAAAUUUAAUAAGCUAAAUAACAUACAAAUAUGUCUUAUGUAAGAGAACAUUCUACAAUAUUUAUAGUAAUAAAAGAUCAAAUACUUAGAAACAAGUCGGUUACUCAAUGACAAUAAUUAAGAAUGAAGUGAUUAAGAGUCCGUUAAUUAAAAUAAAAUUAUCAAUCUAGAAAAGAGUCAAAAAAUGCAAUACUGUAAUUGACUGAAAGAGAGUUAAACAUAAUCCUAUGGUCACUUGUAGUCCUAAAACAACAAUGGGAAGAUAUAAGUUAAACAACACCAAGUGAAUUUAAAAACUUCACCAUUGCACAAGCAAGUGGUUAUCAGAACUCAGUAACUAAGUGGAUAACACGAUGGCGUUUGAAGCGAACAGCACUGGGUUCGAGUCCCAGAGUGAACAUGAAAUGUGGGAUACAGGUACAUCCGGCUGACGAGUCUCAAAUAGGACGACAUAGGAGAGUUGGAAAACCCUCAUUACAAACCAAUGUGCAAAUGGGCUCCAGUAUCCUGAAGGAACAAAUGGCGUAUGAACCAAUUAUUGAUCACCGACUACCAUGGAACUGCAUCUCCUUAAGAUGCUCCACUACCUUGUGGAUCAGAC